Molecule: messenger RNA, 3352 nt
Organism: Formica exsecta
Lineage: Eukaryota; Metazoa; Arthropoda; Insecta; Hymenoptera; Formicidae
Product: KIF1-binding protein homolog
Exons: 2
Coding region: 1047-2867 (606 amino acids)
Molecular function (GO): protein binding
Source: RefSeq, a predicted model, not a curated record
GCGGGGAUCCCUGAAAACGAUACGUCCUCUGUGGAACGUGGACAUUGAACUACGUAGCCAAUGUCCACGAAUGUUCUCAGUGGGUAACGCAUAAUGUGCACAGUUUUGGUUGCGUUCCGCGCUAUAUGUGCACGAAAUGCCGGUAACACGAGAUCUAUAACGCAAGACGCUUUUAUGUAUUAAAUAAAUUUCUAAUAUAAAAUAAAGACGUUCUAUAGUGUUAUUACUUUUAAAACUGAGUGAGUGAGUGAGAGAAAGCAAUAUAGAAUCAAUUCUUUUCAGCAAAAUUGUCGUCAAUAAUUUUUAAACUUUUAUAAACUGUAGUUAAAAUGAUAAAGGCUCUUUGUGAUUUCAGUUUUGAAGGAUCAUCUAAAACUGGGCCGUGAUGUCUCUCAGGCUUUUCUAAUCUAAAUUUUCAAGCACGGAGAUAGAAAGACCGUAGUUUCGUAAAAUAUAUAAUAUCGCAUGCUAUAUAUAUUAGAUAUUAAAAAAAAAAACGAUAGGAUAAUUGUAGAUUGUAAAAUUAAUACAAUACAUAUUACGGACAAUUUUUUUUUUUUUUUUUCAGAAAAAUUUAAUAAAUUUUGUGGGCAAAAUUUAGGUUUGUUCUUUUCAGCUGAUCUAGAACAGAAAAGAACAAACCUAUUCAUUAUAUGGAGCGCUGCAUUAGCAAAGUGUAGUAGCCAAUCGAGCUCGUAAAUACAACCCGCUCUUGGUUAUAACUUAUAACAACAAAAUACUAAAAAAUUUCGGGAGCACAGCAUACAAACAAGUAUUUAAACAAUAAAACGGCAAGUGCUUUUAUUAUACAAUGACAUUGUAAGGAUUUUGUGUUUCGAAUUGCCUAUUAUUAAUAAGACAAGAAUACGAAUUUUGAUUGACACUACAAUAGUUAUGAUUGUAAUUGAUGCCAGCUUGAAUACCUCUAAGUUAAAUUGAAAAUCAAAUCUGGAAUAAAAUCUGUAAUUUUAUCGGGCACUCUAAGAAAGAAAAAAAAAACAAACAAAGGAUAUAUAAUAUUGAAAGCCAGAUUUUUUGGUCGAAUUAUGUCUGAUAAGAAAAUGGAUAAUAGUUUUGAAAUAACCGAUUACCCACAAUCGUGGGUAAAAGAAAAAUAUCAAGAAGCUCAGGCAUUGAUGAAGGAACAUGAAGCAAAUUGUGAUCCGAAUCAACUUUACGAAAGAAAAUGUAAAGCCAUAGAAAUUUUAUUGGAAAUACUGGAUGUGCUUACCAAAGAGACUUUCUGCACUGUAAUGAUUGCGAUAACUCACUUAAAUAUAGGCAUCCUACAAGCUGAUGUGCAGGAUAUGGAAAUAGCCAAAGAAUAUUUCAUGAGGUGUAUCAAUCUAUUAGAAGAAUGCAAACUGACGCCUGAAGGCAUUUUACCAGCUAUAAGUGCCAAUAAUCAAAUGGGUAUAAUUUAUGCACAACAGGGUUCAUAUCAGGAAGCUAGAGAUUACUUAGAGCAAGCGGAAAGCAUGUACAUUAAGUUUACGAAAGAUGUUCGAUUUGACCCUGUUCAUAUGGUGACCAUCAUGGGUAUUCAGGAGAUAGAGGGCGAGUUAAGUGCUAAGAAUAUUCUCGAGAAACUUCACACAUUAACAUUGUAUUAUUUGGCGCAAGUGUGCCGUGAACUAGAUGACAAGUGUAAUUUUGCAUUGUAUUGUCACAGAACAUUGAGCAAGCAAUUAAGCCAAAAUAAGAUAAUGCAAGAUUUGGAUUAUGUCGAGUGGGCCUUGAAUGCCGCGACAAUAUCACAAUAUUUUAUAGAAAAUGACAAAUUUCCACAAGCAAGGCAUCAUCUAGCUGCAGCAUCAUGUGUAUUAGAAAAAUAUUCAGAAAUCUUGAAAGCAAAGGGCACUAAGGAAACGAGUGAAACCAUAGCUGCGGAAUACGAAAAUUACUUUCAUAGAUCAGCAGAUGUCGCUAGAUGCUGGGCAAAGUAUGGUAUUGCUCUCUUAAGUACAUCUAAGGAAAGAUUAAUGAAAAGUGCUGAGCAGGAGGAUGAGUCAAACGAUUCAAAGCAUGCAGAAGUUUCCAAUGAAGUCUGCAAAAGCCCUCAUGUGAGUGAAACCAUAGAGAACCCAAAAUUCGUAGAUUUAGAACCAGAGUUGGAAGUAAUUAUCAGUGAAAUCACCGAUAAAUAUCUGUUGGAUUUUGAUGACGCCAAACCAGUGUUCUUGAAUGUUCGGAAGUGGCUAAAUAAGGCAAAGCUGUAUUAUAGUUUUGAGAAUCAUGCAUCGGAUUAUGCACGUAUUGCGCAAGACAUGUCUCAAGCAUUCAAGUACCUAGCAUUCUACGAAGAGAACGAAGACAGGCAAGCAAAGAUGCACAAAAGGCGGAUAGACAGUCUGGAGGAAGUCAGUCAGGGAUUAAGUCCACGAUUUUAUCGAGUUAUUUGUCGAGAAAUCUGGCUCGAAUUGGCGGAAACGUAUUCGGAGAUCUUGGAUAUAAAGAUCGAUCGUUUGCAAGCGCUCAAUGAAAAGCCGACGGAUCAGAUGGUAGCCAAGAUCGAACGCUUGGCGAGAAGUAGCAUAAAGCAUUAUCAGUUGUACGUGAAUUCUUUGGAGAUGAGAGAAUCCAAUGAUGGCGUUGCAUCUUUCUCGUACGCCGAACUAUAUCAGGCGUUAUAUUCUUACUUCCACAUUGGAAGAUUAUAUAAUAAGAUCAUAACUUCCGUCUUAGAACAAAAAAUAGAAAACAUACAAAAGAGUCUUGAGGCUUAUUCGUUUGUUGCUAAUUAUUAUGACAAGCAUCCAGAUAUUCAAGAGGAAUUCAAAAAAUAUGAAUUUAUAAAAUUAUCCAAGGAAUUCGUUACUCUACUGCCACUUACGUUAGAUAGAUUGAAACAACAGUUAAAUCAAUAAUUUUAUUUUCCUUUAUUCUGUAUAAAGUUAUUUUGUUAUACUUUUCCUUAUAUAUGAAAUACAUAUGAUGUUUGUGAGGAAGAUUAAAAACACACGAGGCAGUAUAUAAUUGUGGAAACAUAUAUUGCAUGUAUUUUUGAAAUACUCACUUGUUAUCAUAUAUGCAAUACACACACAUACUGAUACAUAAAAACAAUAUAACUAUUUAUGUUUGUACAUACAUAAUUACACAUAAUUGCAAUUGCCAUAUAUUAAAGAUAUAUUUAAGAUGCUAUGAAAGAGUUGUAUUGCUUCUUUUUAAUAGAUGACGAGCAUAUAUUGAUAUUUAAACCAGGUUUGAUUAAUAAUACUAUAAUAAUAGUAAUAUAAAUAUAGAUACUUGUGUUUAUUUUUAAUAAUUUCUUAAUCUUCAUCACAUUUAAAAACUAAACUGUGGCUUAUGAUUAUAAAUAAUUUUUAUAAUAAAAAAUGCUAUGUCUCUUUUA